This is a messenger RNA of Oryzias latipes (Japanese medaka), 9344 nucleotides long. The record is from RefSeq and is a predicted model, not a curated record. Lineage: Eukaryota; Metazoa; Chordata; Actinopteri; Beloniformes; Adrianichthyidae.
UGUUAGGACGUCGACCGACAAAUGCGGCGCAGCUUUUACUCGGCUCAGUCGUUCACAACCCGCGGAUUUAUAGUCAGUACUUUACGCUAUUAUCCUCCCCGCGUACCGCUUUUCCCAGCCUUAGAACCUCCAGAUAUGCGGUGGUUUGUGUCUCCAAAAAUGGUCUAGCUAUAUGUUGUGAUCGGUGAAGCAUCAACAGUCUGGUACAACUGAGCCAAGAUGUCCAGCAGCUCGGGCUACCCCCCCUCCCAGGGGAGUUUCAGCAGCGAGCAGAGCCGAUACCCACCCCACUCUGUCCAGUACACGCUUACGGGCUCACGCCACCAACAGGAGUUUGCCGUCCAAGACUAUCGUACUCACAUGCAGGAUCCACAAGGUCGGAGAAGGUUGUCUCUACUUUCUGAAUUCCACCCUGGGAUUGAAAGGCCUCCAGAGAGGCGUCAUGGUUACGAGCCCCAGUUCCACUCCAUCUCAGCCCAGUCUGAGCAUGAAGCCUUGGAGGCUAAACGCCCUCGCAUGGAGCUCGUUCCUGAGCCCCAUAUCUCACGCACCCCUCCCACUUCGGGUGGCCUUGGACCGCCCAUGACACACUCUGGACAGGACAGUUUACGAGCCACUGUGGAGGUAAAAAAGGAGUCUCAGUACAUUGUCAAAGUGGAGUCACCAGCUGCAGGUGGACCCACCCUACACAUGGGUGAGGAACAGGACAAUUCUCCUUCCAAACUGUCCAAGGAGGAGUUGAUCCAGAGUAUGGACCGUGUGGACAGAGAGAUUGCUAAAGUGGAGCAACAGAUUUCAAAGCUAAAGAAGAAGCAGCAACAACUUGAGGAGGAAGCGGCGAAGCCAGUGGAGCCGGAGAAGCCUGUGACCCCUCCCCCGGUGGAGCACAAGCACCGCAGCAUAGUCCAGAUCAUCUACGAUGAAAACCGAAAAAAAGCAGAAGAAGCCCAUAAAAUUCUGGUAAACCUUGGUCCCAAAGUUGAACUGCCGCUGUAUAACCAACCAUCAGACACAAAAGUGUAUCAUGACAACAUCAAGACAAAUCAAGUAAUGAGAAAAAAGCUGAUUUUGUUUUUUAAGAGAAGGAACCAUGCACGUAAACAAAGGGAACAGAAGAUCUGCCAGCGCUACGACCAGCUCAUGGAAGCUUGGGAGAAGAAGGUGGAGCGCAUGGAGAACAAUCCCAGACGCAAAGCUAAGGAGAGCAGGACACGGGAAUAUUACGAAAGACAGUUCCCUGAGAUCCGCAAGCAGAGGGAACAGCAGGAGCGCUUCCAGCGAGUUGGACAAAGAGGAACUGGUUUGUCUGCAACAAUUGCAAGAAGCGAGCAUGAAAUUUCAGAAAUCAUAGACGGUCUCUCCGAGCAAGAGAACAACGAGAAACAGAUGAGACAGCUGUCAGUCAUCCCUCCCAUGAUGUACGACUCUGAGCAGAGGAGGGUGAAGUUCAUCAACAUGAACGGCCUAAUGGAUGACCCCAUGAAGGUGUACAAAGCCCGGCAGUUCAUGAAUGUUUGGACAGAGCACGAAAAGGAGAUCUUUAAAGAGAAGUUUGUACAGCACCCCAAAAACUUUGGCUUGAUCGCUACAUAUCUGGAGAGAAAGAGUGUGGCUGACUGUGUCCUGUUUUACUACUUGACAAAAAAGAACCAAAACUAUAAGACGCUGGUGAGACGAAACUAUGGAAGACGGAGAGGAAGGAAUCAGCAAAUAACACGUCCCUCACAAGAAGAUAAGACAGAGGACAAGAACGAAGAGGAAAAAUCUGAAAAAUUGGAGAAAAAAGAGGACGAGGAAAAGAAGGACGAGGAAGAGAAAGAUGAAAAGGAGGAUUCCAGGGACAUUGGCAAGGACAAGGACAAGUGUGACGGUGGGGAGGACGAGGACGGAAAGGAGCAAAACACACCGCGUGGCAGGAAAACCGCCAACAGCCAGGGCCGCCGUAAGGGAAGAAUCACCACGCGCUCCAUGGCCAAUGAGGCUGCAUCAGUGGCAGCUGAGGAGGCACCUCCCCCUGCCCUGGAGCCCGCUGUGGCAGAUCCUCCACAGCUCUCCAAGUCUGACCCAGCACAGAAGGGGCCCAAAGAGGCAAACAAACCUGGGACACCAGUAGCUUCAGUGGAUACUAAAGCUGGUGCCGGGGAAACCGGAGAAACUUCUCGCUGGACCGAGGAGGAGAUGGAGGUCGCCAAAAAAGGGCUGGUUGAACAUGGCAGAAACUGGAUUGCCAUAGCCAAAAUGGUGGGCACAAAAAGUGAGGCACAGUGCAAAAACUUCUAUUUCAACUACAAGAGGCGUCACAACUUGGACAACCUUCUGCAGCAGCAUAAACAGGAUUCUCGGAGGGCGCGUGCUGAUAGAUCUCAAGGGGAAGGCCAAGCCAUGGCAUCGCCCGAUGAUGACGAGGACAACGCAGAUGAGAGCGAAGGUGGUGACAACAGCUCGGACACAGAGAGUGCCCCUUCUCCCUCCCAGGCUGACUCAUCAAAAACUGCAGACUCUAAGAGGGAGGAGAGCACCACAGGAGAUUCCCAGAGCACCGACAGCGACAGGGCUCAAGCCAGCGAUGGAAAAGCUACAGAGCCCCCGUAUGGAGAGCUCCGUGUUAAGCAAGAGAAAAGUCCAGAGAGAGAAAUGGGAUCUCAGGAGGAGAAGACCAGAGCGGCUGCUUUUCCUGGUCCAGUACAUCCCAAAACUGAGCCUCAGGAUGUGGACAUGAAAGCCGGAGAGGUUCAGGUCAAGACGGAGCCUGAGGUCAAGGAAAAGGUAGAAAAAGGAGAACACGGCGAAAGGCAGAGAGACCUCCACUCUGAUAAUGACUCAAGUGCAACCUGCAGUGCAGAUGAGGAGGUGGAGGCAGAGCCGGAUAGACAGAGAAUGUACACCAUGGAGAAACCAAUGCUGCGCAGCCCUCCAGGCACUGUGCUUGUGCCCUCACCCAAACAAGCCCACUUCAGCAUGCAGCAGAUGCAGCAUCGUGCAGCUAACAUCCCCCCCAUGGUGCCUGGUCCCUAUGGCCCCGGUGGAGUUUCCAUCACUGGUUUUGCGAUGUUUCAACACCAGAUCAAAGCCGUGCAUGACUCGGCCCACCAGGAGGAGAAGCAGAGGCAGGAUCUGGGAGACCUGGAGCGCAGACCUCCUUACAGCACGCGGAGCCCCACUGUAAUGGACAGAGAUGGUAAGCCCCUACCCUACGGGCCUUAUGACAUGAUGCUGGCUCUGGACCAGGAGCGUCUCUCUGGUCAGCCAGGCUCUCCCUACAGACUCCCCCCCAGGGAGCUGAGGAAGUACUCACCUCAGCAUGACAUGAACAUCACCAAUGCUUCCUGCUACAGCGUGUCACCAGUUCUCCAUCCUGCUCCAAAUCAGCUGGCCCAGAAUAUGAACGAAGGCGUCCGCGUGUCGUUUCCCAGGCACAGUCUGCCUCCAAACAUUCCCUCUCCUCCUCCCCUCAUUCCAACCACCAAGCCCACAGAUAAACCUUCCUUCAUCCAAGGAGGCUCCAUCUCCCAGGGCACUCCUGGAACGUAUCUCCCAUCCCAUGCUGUCUAUGGUCCUGAGGGGACUAAGAGCUCUGUGGGCUCCAUCUCUCUAGGUCUGCCUCGACAGCUAGAUCCCCACAAGCCUGGAAAUGCAGUUUCAUCUCUGCAGGACAGCAGAGGCAGCUCUGCUAAAGGCAAUGAGGGCCUCGCUUUCAGAGGAUCAAUCACUAAGGGCACUCCAGCCCUUCCUCAGUCCAAUGUGGCUGCUGACCUCCUGAAGGGGACACUCACAAAGCUCACUCCAGAGGACCUGAGCAGCCCAGACAAGACCAGGGGGGAGCAGAUGGCUAAAGGUCAUGUGAUCUAUGAAGGCAAGAGUGGUCACAUCCUCUCUUACGAUGCUAUUAAGAAUCCGAGGGAGAACACCCGCAGCCCCAGAAUAGGCCACGACUUAAAACGCUCCCAUGAGAUGAUGGAGAGCUCCGUGGGGAGAGGACACUCCAGCAGGGAGGGAACUCCCCUUGAAGGGUUAAUCAGCAGAGCCUUGCCCAGAGAAGGUCUCCAUGGCGACUCAAAGGAACGACCACUGGCUACUGGGUCCAUAAUGCACGGGACACCGAGAACAGCCGCUGACUCUUACGACGAUGCAAUGAAGUAUGGGAAGCAGAUGAGGACAGAGAGCCCACCAGUGCGCUCUUUUGAAGGGUCUAUUGGCAAAGGCAAGCCCUAUGAAGGAGUCAACACCAUCAAAGAGAUGGGACGCUCAAUUCAUGAAAUCCCUCGACAGGAUCAGUCUGCUCAGGACAUGUGCAAGACCCCUGACCUGGCAGACAGAAGGGUGAUGGAGGGCUCCAUACCUCAGAUUCACCCUCUGGGCCAGCCUGCUAUCAAACACAAUGUCAAGUCAUUAAUCACUAGUCCCAACAAGAUGACCCACGCUAUGCCCCAGCUUGAGGCAAUGGACCGAGCCAAAUAUGAGGAGAGUAAGGCUGUACGGCACACCUCUGUGGUUAACUCCACCGCAUCUGUCCUGCGCUCGACACACCAGGAGGCUGGGAAGGCUCAGCACAGUCCCAGCAUGUACGAGGACUCCAGUGCUCGCAGGACCCCUGUGAACUACAGCAACAAUCCUGUUUCCAGAGGCUCGCCCAUGCUACGCUGUCCAGAUGGUGGCAUGAGCUCUGCCAAAUCCGCCGCACAUGACAGAAAGAGUGCCAUGACCCCAACACAAAGGGACAGUGUCCCGGCCAAGUCCCCGGGGUCAGGUGGAGAUCCUGUUGCCUCUCAUAGUCCCUUCGACCCCCACCACCGGCCUGUUGUUCCAGGAGAAGUUUACAGGGCCCACUUGCUUCCACACCUCGACCCAAGCUUGGCCUUUCACAGAGGACUAGACCCUGCAUUCAUGUUCCCCAGGCAGCCGUCCCCAACAGGAUACCAUAACACCUACCAGUUGUACGCCAUGGAAAACACGCGUCAGACCAUCCUCAGCGAUUAUAUCACGUCCCAGCAGAUGCAAGUCAUCCCCCGGCCAGACAUGGCAAGAGGAUUGUCGCCAAGGGAACAGGCUGUUUCUGUCCCUUACCCAGCUAACGCUCGAGGGAAUAUUGAUCUAGCCCAGAUGCCUCCAACUAUCCUGUUGCCUCAUCCUGGGGGAACAGGUGCUCCCAAUUUGGAACGCACCGCCUACCUCACUGGAGCUCAGCCUCCUUUCCCUCCUAGGGCUUUCAACCCAACUUCCAUAUCACCAGGUCAUCCAGCCCAUCUGGCCUCCAGUGCCGAGAGAGAACGUGAGAGGGAGCUGCAGGAGAAGGAGAGGGAGAAAGAGCAGCGGGAGCACCGCGAGAGGGAGCGGGAACGAGACUUAAGAGAGCGAGAAAGAGAAAGGGAGCGAACUAGUGAAUAUAUGCGUGGAAGUGGACAAGAGCAUCCAGUUCGACCAGGAAGUCGAGGUUACCUACACUCCCCAUCUCCCUCACUCAGGACACAAGAUGUGGUGGUGCAACAGAGACCAAGUAUCUUCCAGGGAAAGAGUGUCAUCACCUCUUUAAUGGCUCAUCCACCUGCAACAACAUCAGCAUCCCAAAGCAGCUCCCGCUUCAGUACCGCAGCAGACGCUCUGGCUGCCUUGGUGGACGCAGCCGCUUCUGCCCCUCAGAUGGACGUUUCCAAGGUGAAGGAGAGCAGGCAAGAACCAGACGAGGAAAUGGGGACAUCUGUUGCUGGCAGGCGGGCACCCAGCCGCUUAGAACAACAGCAGCAGGAGGCAGAAAGGCGAUCUCUGCACUCGCCAUAUAGUGCCAUGUCUUUGCCAGGUGGCAAACCCCAUCCAGCUUACUCUGAGGGCCCCGGUAAUGGGGCUAAGGAUAAGGUUCCUCAGACCAAGUCCCGCAUCGAAGAGGAGCUCCGAACACACGGAAAGACGACCAUUACGGCUGCUAGCUUCAUCGAUGUCAUCAUCACACGCCAAAUAGCUUCAGACAAAGACUCCCGUGAACGAGGCUCGCAGAGCUCGGAUUCCUCCAGCAGCUUAUCAUCUACUCGAUAUGACAACUCAACUGGAGGAGCCAUUGAGGUGAUAAGCCCUCCAAGUUCUCCGGUCCAAUCCCAGCAGGACAAACCAGAAGAUGGGCAACAGCAAGCAGCAGUCAGCAUGCGGCCGUAUGAGAUGAGCCGAUACCGGCCUUCAGGAGAGCCCCCUCAGCCUCCCUCCUCCCAGGCAGAUAGCUACACCCAGGUCCCUAAAACUCACAGAGUCAUGACCUUGGCUGACCAUAUUUCACACAUAAUCACCCAAGACUUUGCCAGAAACCAGGACCCGCCAGUCUCUUCUUCAGCCUCUGCCACAUUCCAGAGUUCAGUUCCACCUGUGUCAUCGUCGGGUCGGGUCAAGGGGCCUAGUCGGUACAGUCCUGAGAAUCAGGUCGCUGCUUCACUCCACCAAAGGCCGGCAAGCAGGGUUUCUCCAGAGAAUCCCCCCGACAAGCCCAGAGCGAGGCCUGGGAAAUCUCCAGAGAGAGGAGGCAGGCAGAUGGAGAGCUACGAACCCAUUUCUCCCCCGCAGGGAUAUCAAGGCAUGGACAAACUGGAGGGAGGAGGACCCUCAGCACAAAGGCGAGAGGCUGACAACUCUGAGAUCAGGAGUGACUCCCGGUCUCCAGGGAGUGUCAGCUACCUGCCUUCCUUCUUCACCAAACUAGAGAAUACAUCGCCAAUGGUUAAAUCCAAGAAGCAGGAAAUCUUCCGUAAGUUGAACACCUCUGGUGUUGGUGAUUCUGAUGUUGGAAAUACACAACCAGGCACAGAAAUUUUCAACUUGCCUGCUGUUACCAGUUCCAGCAACAUAAACCCAAGAAGUCAGUCCUUCAGUGACCCGGCCAGUAACUUGGGUCUAGAGGACAUCAUCCGCAAGGCUUUAAUGGGCAACUUGGAGGAAAGGCAGGACGAGCACCAGGGAGGAGGGGGGCCAGGGGGCCUGAGCAACACGUCUGCUGCCGAUGCCCGCCAGGAGGCCAGUCCAUCCCCCAGUAUGGGGAAGCAGAAGCAGAGCAAAGCAAACAGCCGAAAAUCCAAGUCGCCUAACCUGAGUCAGACCUAUACUGGAGGGGAGCGUCCCUCCUCAGUGUCGUCUGUCCACUCUGAAGGUGAUUAUCACAGACCAACCCAACCCCAGUGGAGCUGGGAUGACCGACCAUCAUCCACAGGUCCAAUGCAGUUCCCGUGCAAUCCACUGACCAUGCGCAUGCUGAGCAACACGCCACCCACCUCCAUGGCCUCACCCUUAAUCCAGAGUCAGCAGCAACAGCAGCAACAGCCGCCUCCUGCUGGCAGCCAGCAGCGGGUGUGGCAGUCUCUGCUGUCAGAGCAAUAUGAGACCCUGUCUGACAGCGACGACUGAGCGCAGCCCGCCGCAGCUCCAAGAUCCAAACCAGGAGGCUCGUCCGUUCAUGCCCCACCACUCCCAGAACCAACCUUGUUCCUUUGCAAGUUUUAUAUGUAGAUGGGGUGGUGCCCUUUUUUCAUUUUUGGUGCUAUGGCGCCCCCUGGCCGUUGGCUACCUGCAGCAGCACGUAAAAGGCGAGACUCGCCGAAACUCCUCCAGCCUGUCGGAGAGACAAACGUCAACCGAGUUGAUGACAUGGGUUAUGGUUGAAAAGAACUUCAAAUGUACAAAGAAAAAGACAUAAGAAGCUAUUUCUGAAUUUUGUCCGAUUUCUGUAAAGAUAUACUUUGUCUUUGAGAAAAUCAUCUUAUGUAAAUAGAGUAACCUUUUGCAGUGUUUUUUCUUAACUUGAUUCUUGUUUUAAUGUCGCUUUAAAUUGAUCCACUUUAAAUGGGAAGAGCAAGGGUUAAAUCUUCAACAAUGCAGUUGCCCCCCCUCACAGAAUCCUCAGAAAUUGUCAUUGGGAAGCUAACAGAGACUGGACCUGCAAACGAAUACUUGACCGUGAGUGGCGUCCACCAGACAACCACCACAGCCUGGAUAAGGGAGCGGCAGCGGUAUCACCUUGCUGUACCAAGGUCUCACCUUGGCACAGCAGAGAAAUGUUGUUAGAAAAGUUUCAAACACUGGUGUCAAAGCAGGAAGUUGAGAAAGUCAGAGGUAAGCUUGCAAGAGAUGUUAUCUUCAUGACUACUCCUGUACCCUGACAGGAAAAUGAAAAUGAGCCAAUGUGCUUUUGCCCCCCCCCCCUCCUUUUUUUUUUUUUGCUCCGUUGAUACUCGUCUCGCCUCUACGAGGUCACUUUUAAAAGCUGUCCAGAGUUUUUGCAUUUUCAAAACACAAGUAUGUCAGGAAGUUUUUCUUUUGCAGGGGGGUGCUUUUUCCACGCCUUGUAACUUGAGAAAGAAGGCAGCUUUAACUAAUUUUUCUCAGAGAUAUACAUUGGUGUUUGAUGUUUUUAUUUGUCUCUCUGGUCCCUUUUCUUGUUUUUCUUUUUUCCUUUGAUACUGUCCUGACAAACAUCUUAACUCUGUAAAGAGUCUUUUCAUAAUGCAAAAAGACAAAAACUAACCAAACCUAAAGAAUUAUCUGCACCAUUGUUGCACUUUCUUUGCAUUGUGUUUUUUGACAACAAAAGGCAUACUACCUGCUGUGUAACUUAUUCUGCUUCCAGCCCACUACUAUGCUAAGAUGUGCUUAAACUUUUCCCAUCACUUGCAGAAAUCUGGAUAGUUUAGCUUCCUGUCUUCUCUUAACAGCUCGUACAGAAUAUUUGGGUGUUCCACCUGCAUCAAAGUUACAGUUUUAUGUGCAUGGUACCGUUAAAUAUUUAGGAAUUUGCUGUCAUGGUGAUUCAAAGCCAUGACCACUUAAUCUCUGUUUUCAUUGUUUUAAUUAAAGGACAUAAAGCUUUGAAUAUGACUUCUAUUAGGUCAGCAUCAUAACAGGCAGUAGUCGUUGCUUUCCAGUUAUUUUGAACUUCUGUGGGGAAAAUGCAUCAUUAUGGUUUUCAUUCUGUUUAGUGCUCUAAACUUGACACAGUUUAAUUAUGACAAACUUUAAAAAACAAAAAAAAAACACCUUGUAGCACAUGCUCAAAUUUCUUUUCUGUCAUCAUUAUUCAUCCUGUUUAGAUGGGAUGUUGUGUUUACAGAGCAGUGUGUGUGUGUGUGUGGGGGGGUUUACAAACUUGAAUCUUAAGAUCCCACGUGAAGCCGGACAUAAAAAGAAAAAUUUGAUGCAUCUUUUCAGCUUUCUGUCAGACACAGUUGUGACCUUUUGUCUUUUUGAAAAUGAGACUUGAAUCCCCAAGUAUCCUAUGAUGUUAAAACGCAAUGUUUGUAUCGCACAAUGUCUGUUAGUAGGCUAUUUCAAGAGUUCAGACCAAUCAAAUAAAGUGGAUCAGUUCUCUACCACAGAAA